Messenger RNA from Gaeumannomyces tritici R3-111a-1, 2333 nucleotides. RefSeq names its product pre-mRNA-processing protein 45. Gene Ontology annotation, biological process: mRNA splicing, via spliceosome. The record is from RefSeq and is a predicted model, not a curated record. Gene Ontology annotation, cellular component: spliceosomal complex. NCBI's taxonomy places the organism in Eukaryota, Fungi, Ascomycota, Sordariomycetes, Magnaporthales, Magnaporthaceae. The transcript has a single exon. The coding region runs from base 128 to 1921 and encodes 597 amino acids.
CCCAAAUCAGUCCAACGUACUGCCUGCCAAUUCGACAUGGGAAAUCCGAACACGCUUCAAAAAAACGACACCCAGAUCGCGCCAAACGACCGACCCGACUCUAGAAAGGGAGCUAGCGGAUGCAACGAUGACCUCGAUUGCUAGCGCCCUUGCGCGGGCCCUCCCGAAGCCGAAAUACACAGGCGAGGAUGAAGAGCCGCCAUCACACGCGGUGCAGCGCGGUCCGCGGGUGCUGGGCCCCGGCCAGCUAGACGAGACCCAGAUCGUGCUGCGGAGGACGGGCCCGCCACCGUACGGACAGCGAUCGUCGGGCUGGCGGCCACGCAGUCAGGAGGACUACGGUGAUGGCGGCGCCUUCCCCGAGGUGCCCGUGGCGCAGUACCCGCUCGAGAUGGGCCGCAAGUCCGGGUCGGGGAAGAGCAACGCGCUGGCCGUGCAGGUCGACGCCGAUGGCAAGGUCAAGUACGACGCCAUCGCGCGACAAGGGCACGGCGAGGGUCGCGUCAUUCACACGUCUUUCAAAGACCUCAUCCCUUUGCGGCAGCGCGCCGAAGCAGGCGACAUUGACCUGGCCAGGCCGUCCAAGGAAGAUGUUGCGGCGACGGCGGAGCGAACACGCAACGCGCUCGCGGUGCUAGUCAGCGGCGCCCUCGCGUCGCAAAAGCCAAAGAACGUCAACGUCGGCGGGCGCAAGGACCCAACCUUUGUGCGCUACACGCCCGCCAACCAGAUGGGCGACACCAGCGGUCCCAAGCAGGAUCGCAUAAUGAAGAUCGUGGAGCGCCAGCGCGACCCCAUGGAGCCGCCCAAAUUCAAGCACAAGAAGAUCCCGCGCGGCCCGCCCAGCCCGCCGCCGCCGGUCAUGCACUCGCCGCCCCGGAAGCUUACGGCGCAGGACCAGGAGGACUGGAGGAUACCGCCACCCAUCUCCAACUGGAAGAAUCCCAAAGGCUUCACUGUGCCCCUAGACAAGCGCCUGGCCGCCGACGGGAGAGGCAUGCAGGACGUCACCAUCAACGACAAGUUUGCGCAGUUCUCGGAAGCCCUGUUUAUGGCCGACCGGCACGCGCGCGAGGAGGUCAAGCAACGAGCGUUGAUGCAGCAGAGGCUAGCAGAGAAAGAGAAGGCACAAAAGGAAGAGAACUUGCGGCAGCUGGCCCAGAAGGCGCGGGAGGAACGCGCCGGGGCUGGUCGGCGGCGGUCCAGAUCCAGGUCUUCGAGGUCCAGGUCCGGCAGCUACAGCAGCCGGUCCGACUCCGGCGAGGACAGCCAGGACGAGGACGAGCGGGAGCGGAUCAAGGCCCGAAAGGAGAAGAACCGCGAAGAGGAACGUAAGAUGCGGAUGGGACGCAUGGGAGCGGAGCGCAAGAUGCAGGUGAUGGCCCGAGAGGCUGGACGUGACAUAUCUGAGAAGAUUGCACUGGGCUUGGCCAAGCCGACGCAGUCUACCGAGGGCAUGUACGACUCGCGGCUUUUCAACCAGAGCUCCGGGUUCGCGUCGGGCAUCAACGAGGACAACCCCUACGACAAGCCGCUGUUCGCGGCGCAGGACGCCAUCAGCAGCAUCUAUCGUCCCCGGGCCAACAUGGACGACGAGGACGAGGCGGCAGGCGAUGCCGAGAUGGCAAAGAUUCAAAAAGCCAGCCGGUACGGCGAGGUGCUUGGCCGGGGCACGUUCAAGGGCGCGAGCGACGUCGAGGCGCGAGAGGGCCCCGUGCAAUUUGAAAAGGACCGGGGAGGGGCCGGAGGGGCAGCGGCCUCGGCCGGGGGUUCGGGCGCAGUAGACCCUUUCAACGUGGACAAAUUCCUGUCAGAGGUGGAGCAGAGCACAACGUCCAAGCGGUCGUAUGGACUGCAGGGCGGCGGCGGGGACGACGGGGGACGGCCAAAACGGGCCAGGGUAGACGACGAGGACGACUGAGAGUGUCUGCUCUCACGAUAAGGUCGGCAGCUGGCGGCGUCGAUUUCGCCGGAGCCCGCGGGCAACUAGAGAGUAUAUCUGCGAUGCCGAGUCGCUUAUAAUUACCAAUCACCAAAUACCAAAUGCCAAACACCUUGAUUUUCAAACCAUACAAGCUGUCGACAGAGAUUUCAACCAUCCCAGUCGUUUGGAUCACCGCCGAGACGUGUUUGCGGGAUACUACCAAGCCUCCCGCUAUCGCCAUCUCUACCGCAUCGCCCAGGCUUGCGUAACCACGCCUACCCCUAUUUCCCGGGCCCUAGCUUGUGUUUCUGCCAAUGAGUGGGCACUGGGCAUCCUGUUCAAGACGCGUGCUCCACGACGAUCCCGCAGAAGCCCACCGAGCCCCACCUACUAGGUGCCUGACCACCAG